UCGGAGUUUCGGAGUGUUGAUAUCGGACCAUGCUGAUUUCUCAAAUGCGGUAAACAUUCUGAGGAACGCGGUUUUGUUCGUAUUAUUUAAUUUGUUUUCUGUUUGCCAGGAAUACCUUAAUCAAUAGAAACAUGGGUAAAAAACGAAAACUCACCGCCGAAGAAGAGCAGGACAGGCAAGACUAUGAUUUACCAGCUAAGCACAUGAAUAGCAGCCACAUCCGGUCCAAUGAACGACGUUUAAUUGUUAUCCUUGAAGGAGCUCAACUAGAAACUGUAAAGGUUGGUCCCGUUUUUGAAUUAUUAAAUUGUGAUGAUCAUCUGAGCAUACUGAAAAGGCAUAAUCGCGAUCCUGGCAGUUGCCGACCGGACAUCACCCAUCAAUCUUUGCUUAUGUUGAUGGACUCCCCUUUGAAUAGGGCAGGUUUACUGCAAGUGUACGUCAAAACGGAACGGAACGUGUUAAUAGAAAUCAACCCACAAACUCGUAUACCCCGCACCUUCAAACGAUUUGCUGGACUAAUGGUUCAACUACUCCACAAAUUUAGCAUUAAAGCUAGUGACUCCGAUAAGAAACUGAUGCGCGUUAUCAAGAAUCCGAUUACAAACCAUUUACCGGUUGGAUGUCGGAAGCUUGCCAUGUCUUUCAGUGCAACUGAAGUGGUCCAUCCGAGAGAGUUGGUACCGAAACAAGACGAACCGCUAGCAUUGGCUAUUGGAGCGUUUGCUCAUGGAAAUCUAAAUCUCGAUUACACCGAAGGUGUCUUUUCGAUCAGCAAUUACCCUUUAUCGGCCGCCCUGACCUGUGCAAAACUUUGUGGAGCGUUCGAAGAAACUUGGGGAGUGAUAUGAAAAAUAAAGUACAGAAAUAGAAUAAAUUUCUUUAUUGAAAUCA
Uranotaenia lowii is the source of this 894-nucleotide messenger RNA. Its product is annotated as ribosomal RNA small subunit methyltransferase NEP1. Gene Ontology annotation, biological process: rRNA base methylation. Gene Ontology annotation, molecular function: rRNA (pseudouridine) methyltransferase activity; rRNA binding. Gene Ontology annotation, cellular component: nucleolus; small-subunit processome. The coding region runs from base 132 to 851 and encodes 239 amino acids. The record is from RefSeq and is a predicted model, not a curated record. The transcript has 4 exons. Lineage: Eukaryota; Metazoa; Arthropoda; Insecta; Diptera; Culicidae.